This is a messenger RNA of Diutina rugosa, 1716 nucleotides long. RefSeq lists its product as uncharacterized. The coding region runs from base 1 to 1716 and encodes 571 amino acids. The record is from RefSeq and is a predicted model, not a curated record. NCBI's taxonomy places the organism in Eukaryota, Fungi, Ascomycota, Pichiomycetes, Serinales, Debaryomycetaceae. The transcript has a single exon.
AUGACCGAGGCAUGCGAUACCGCCUACACCAUUGAGGAAUGGAUCUCGCGUCAUCAACAGGUGUGUGACUAUAACUUGGCUGACUUCGAAGCCGAGGAGCCCGUCAUCCCUGGGUACCAGUGCAUCUAUGAGGUGGUAUCGGUGCUCAUUGCGUCCUUCCAUCGUGGGCAGUACAUUGUGCCUCUGCCCCACACGUUGCGGGUGAUCUUGACCACGUUGGUGUUCCCUGAAGCCAACAACUACUACCAAUUGCGGAACAAGUGCAAUUACUUGUUAACCAGGUACCUUGAGGUGUUGGAAACAAAGUCCGAAGAUGAAGAGGGGAAAGCGCGAGAAGCAGCUCUCGUGGAGACAUUCAAUACUACUUUAAAGGACUUCAUGCAAGGGAUCAGAUCACAACUGAUUGAUUCGUUCUUUUCAAUGGCUCCUAAGGUUAAGCCCGAAGCUCCACCACCAGAACCAAAGGAGCCGGACGUGAUUUGUAUUUCCGACGACGAGUCUGAGAGAGAUGUUGUCAAAGCUGUUAAUAAAAUUGUUGAUGUUGAUGUUGUCAUUGAUGACGAUGACGUUGACGAUGUGGAAACCAGUGAUGACGAUGUCACCAUCGUGGAGGACCACCCUGAUACUGUGGAUGCAGAGAUUAAGGAUUUGCUCAACCGGCGAAUCAAGUACGAAGCGGAAUUGAAACUACCAUCAGCAAAAACACCUAUCAAUGAACCACCGGCGAAGAAUGGCACAGCCUCUCCUACCAAACGGAAAAGUAAAGGGCCUCCGCUAAUUGAGAAGAAAUCGAAGGUGUGGAGUCGAGUGAAGUAUAAUCAUGGCGAGCUGCUCGGACGGCUACAGCUUGUUGGCGAGCGACUUCUGAAAGCCCACAGCAACUAUUCCUUUUGGGACUUGGUGGUAUGGUGGGGAUGGGUGGGACACCAGUGCACAAAGAUGCAAGCAUACGGUCAUCCCAAUACCAUCGAGACCUGGGCGUAUCAGUAUUUUGAUUGUUAUCGCCAAUUCAUAAAUUUGAUUGUGCGUUACCUUCGUCUUGGCCAUCUGCCAAAGCUUGCUGAACAACUCAUACAACAGCUAACGCCUAAUCGCUCACAAUGGGCACAACGAGCCAGCGAAAUCUGUUUCAGUGGCGUCGAUGAGAAGGAAAUGAACCCGAAACCUCGUGGUCCCUAUGGCCACGAAACUAAUCGGGUGUGUCAAGAGUUUGAAGAAUACCACAAGAAGUUUGUUAGAUUCCGCCCUCAAACGUAUACUGCCGACAUUGAACUGGUGCCCACUUGGUAUCAGCUCAUUGUCUUCCUUGCCAGCCACCUUUCUCCCGACAGAUGGGUCAAAUUGGUAGCGGAUCGACUCAAGCAGUGCCCAAGCAUAAUCAGCGAGGAAUUCUUCGAGUGUGUCUACGAAACUGCAUUGAAAAACGAUAAGCUGAUGCCGAUCUCGGAAAACGAUACUAUAUAUUGGUUGUUAAGACUUUCCACUCAGACGCUCAAGUUGCAGUUACCGAAAGCUAAUGUCACUGAACCGGUGUUGACGAAGCUGCAGAUGCUUGCUCUUAUUGAAGGCGACUCUCCGAAUAACUCAACGUCCGAUAAUUUGCAAGACAGAGAAGUAAUCUAUCGAUUCUUGGUCCGAGUAUACAAACCGAAUGGAAUACUUGGCUGCAAAGACAAAGCCCAGUUGGACUACUAUAAGAGAAUUAUCGGUUCGUGA